GCAGCGGCGGAUCCAGCCCGGGAGCUCCCCGUACCGGGCACUGCUGGGCUCGCUGGAGCUGGGCCCCGACACGGCCAGGAUCCAGCUGCUCAACGAGGCCACCCAGGUGCCGCUGCUGCUGGAGGUCUGGGGGCUCACUGGCAAUGUCACUGUCCCUGUCCCUGUCCCCACAGGUGCCACUGCUGCUGGAGGUCUGGGGGCUCACUGGCAAUGUCACUCGGCUGCGCAUCCAGGAGCUGGCCCCGCUGCGACCCCGGUACCAGGUGCCCGACGUGCUGCUGGGGGAGCUGCCCGCUGAGAGGCUGGAGGUGACAGGCCGUGACGAGGGCACGCUGGAGCUGUCCCUGGGCCCCGGGGGCCACCGGCUGCUGGUGACGGAGCGGCCGUUCCGCCUGGACCUGCUGCGGCACCGGGAGCUGCUCUGCAGCGUCAACGCCCGCGGCCUCCUCGUCUUCGAGCACCAGCGGCGCCGCCGGGACUCUCUGGCGGAUAAAGUUAGUUCUGUGUGGGAUAAGAUCAAGAGCCUUUUCCGUAGGGACCCCCCCAAGGACCCCCUGGGCGAGGAGGGGGCGGCGCAGGAGGGGCCCGAGGACGGCGCUGGCAGCACCCAGAGCGAGAAGCCCGCGGAGCCCCCGGCAGAGCCCGAGGAGGAGCCGGGGACGUGGGAGGAGACGUUCAAGACGCACACGGACAGCAAACCCUACGGACCCACCUCGGUGGGGUUGGAUUUCUCCCUGCCCGGGUUUGAGCACGUGUACGGCAUCCCCGAGCACGCCGAGAGCCUGCGGCUGCGGCCCACCGAGGGGAUGACUCCAGGGGGGGUCCAGGUCCCCCCAAAAUUCGGGGUCCUGGGGGUGCCCCCUGUCCCUGUGGCCCCCCCGCCCCCCUCUUUGGGGCACCCCAGGACCCCAAAUUCCCACAGGGACCCCCCCAAGGACCCCCUGGGCGAGGAGGGGGCGGCGCAGGAGGGGCCCGAGGACGGCGCUGGCAGCACCCAGAGCGAGAAGCCCGCGGAGCCCCCGGCAGAGCCCGAGGAGGAGCCGGGGACGUGGGAGGAGACGUUCAAGACGCACACGGACAGCAAACCCUACGGACCCACCUCGGUGGGGUUGGAUUUCUCCCUGCCCGGGUUUGAGCACGUGUACGGCAUCCCCGAGCACGCCGAGAGCCUGCGGCUGCGGCCCACCGAGGGGGGUGACCCGUACCGCCUGUACAACCUGGACGUGUUCCAGUACGAGGUGUUCACGCCCAUGGCUCUGUACGGCUCCGUGCCGCUGCUGCUCGCCCACCGGCCCCGCCUCAGCCUCGGCCUCUUCUGGCUCAACGCCGCCGAGACCUGGGUGGACAUCGGCUCCAACACGGCCGGCAAGACCCUUUUUGGGAAGCUGCUGGAUUACAUGCAGGGGGGGGGUGAGACCCCCCAGACCGAGGUGCGCUGGAUGUCCGAGAGCGGCGUCAUCGACGUCUUCCUGCUGCUGGGGCCGGGGCCCGCCGAUGUCACCGCCCAGUACGGGAGACUGACAGGCACGCAGGCUCUGCCCCCCCUGUUCUCCCUGGGCUACCACCAGAGCCGCUGGAAUUACCAGGACGAGGCGGACGUGGAGGCCGUGGAGAGGGGAUUCGAGGAGCACGAGCUGCCCCUGGACGUGCUCUGGCUGGACAUCGAGCACGCCGACGGCAAGCGCUACUUCACCUGGGACCCCGCCAAAUUCCCCAAUCCUCGGGGGAUGCUAGAGUGCCUGGUGGCCCGGAAAUGCAGGAUGGUCAGCAUCGUGGACCCUCACAUCAAGGUGGACGGGGGGUACCGGGUGCACGCGGAGCUGCGGGCUCGAGGCCUCUACGUCAAAACCAAGGAUGGCAACGACUACGAGGGCUGGUGCUGGCCUGGCUCCUCGGCGUACCCCGACUUCACGAACCCCGAGAUGCGCGAGUGGUGGGCGAACAUGUUUGCCUACGACCAGUAUGAGGGCUCCACGGAGGCGCUGUUCACGUGGAACGACAUGAACGAGCCGUCGGUGUUCAGCGGCCCCGAGGUGACGAUGCACAAGGACGCGCGGCACUUCGGGGGCUGGGAGCACCGUGAGCUGCACAACCUCUACGGGCUCUACGUGCAAAAGGCCACGGCCGAGGGGCAGAUCCGGCGCUCGGGGGGCCGGCACCGGCCCUUCGUGCUCAGCCGCGCCUUCUUCGCCGGCUCCCAGCGCUACGGUGCGGUUUGGACAGGGGACAACACGGCUGACUGGGAGCACCUGCGGAUCUCCAUCCCCAUGUGCCUGAGCUUCGGGCUGGCAGGGCUGGCCUUCUGCGGGGCGGACGUGGGCGGCUUUUUCCAGAACCCGGGCCCGGAGCUGCAGGUGCGCUGGUACCAGGCCGGGGCCUUCCAGCCCUUCUUCCGCGCCCACGCGCACCUGGACACGGCGCGGCGCGAGCCCUGGCUGCUGAGCCCCGAGCACCUGGCGCUGGUCAGGAGCGCGCUGCGGCGCCGCUACGCCCUGCUGCCCACCUGGUACACGGCCUUCUACCACUGCCACCGCCAGGGCGUCCCCGUCAUGAGGCCCCUGUGGAUGGAAUUCCCAGAUGACCCCCAGACCUUUGCCAUGGAUGACCAGUACCUGCUCGACCGGGUGCUCCUGGUGCACCCCGUGACGGAGCCGGGUGCCCGUGGGGUCAACGUGUACCUGCCUGGGGAGGGAGAGGUCUGGUACAAUGACGAGACGCACGAGCAGCACCGGGCGCCCCAGACCCUCUAUGUGCCCGUCACCCUCAGCACCAUCCCGGUGUUCCAGCGGGGUGGGACGGUGAUCCCACGCCAGGACCGGCCUCGCCGCUCCACCGAGGCCAUGAGGGACGACCCCUUCACCCUCUACGUGGCCCUGAGCCCCCAGGGCACGGCACAGGGCGAUCUGUUCCUGGAUGAUGGGGUCAGCUUUGACUAUGACACCAAAAACGCAUUCCUGCACCGGCACUUCAGCUUCGCCAACGGCACCCUCACCUCCAGCUCUGCUGACCCCCGCGGGUCCAUGUCCACCCCGGCCUGGCUGGAGAGAGUGGUCAUCCUGGGGGUGGGGCGGCCGGAGAGCGCCCUGCUGACCACACACGACGGUUCCCAGACCCCGCUGCAUUUCCAGCACGACCCCGAGCGCUCGGUGCUGACCCUGCGGCGCCCGGGGGUCCCCAUCGGGGCUGACUGGAGCAUCUCCCUGCGAUAAUGGACGGGGGGGGCCCCCGGACCCCCCCCAAAAUCCC
Molecule: messenger RNA, 3246 nt
Organism: Passer montanus (Eurasian tree sparrow)
Lineage: Eukaryota; Metazoa; Chordata; Aves; Passeriformes; Passeridae
Gene: GANAB
Product: glucosidase II alpha subunit
Exons: 27
Coding region: 144-3209 (1021 amino acids)
Biological process (GO): N-glycan processing; carbohydrate metabolic process
Cellular component (GO): glucosidase II complex
Molecular function (GO): glucan 1,3-alpha-glucosidase activity; carbohydrate binding
Source: RefSeq, a predicted model, not a curated record